GCUGACGUCAGUGCGUCAGUCCAUAACAAGGCUGCAGCUGUCUGAGAGCAACAAUAACAAGCUGUACCAAGUCUCUACCGCGGUUAUACCGGACUGACAGCCACCAGAACCCCCGAUACUGGCACCAUGAUGCGUAUCCACUGAGUCCGGGAUCCACUGUCCGUCCUCCGGCUCCACGAGCAGGUCACCUCCACCGUCUGACUGUAAGCGAGCCUCGGCCGCAAGGGGAGCAGGGCCGUACGGGGCUGCAUCUGGGUCAGUGGGCCUGUGGGUGUCUGUGACGGAGCGUUCGAUUCCUCCGCAGUGUCAUCCGGUUUCACACACAUCUGGACCCGGUUCUGACCUGGGAACAUGCAGGCUAACGGGGCCGGACAGGACCGGGACCGGGACUCUGAGCUGUCCUGUCGGAACGGAGAUCAGAACGGGGAGUCCUCGUCCUCCUCCGGGACGGCGCACUCCAACGGGCUGCUCUCCGUCUCCAACAACGGCAACUCCGUCAGUAACAACAACAACAACGGCGUACCGGUCCAGACCGGGUCCAUCAACACCGGCGGCCCGACGGAGGCCAGCCCGGGCCUGAAGAAGAAGAAGAGGCUGUCCCAGUCCGAGGAGGACGUGAUCCGACUCAUUGGACAACAUCUACACGACCUGGGGCUCAAGUAAGUCAGCGGGCCAGCAGCCGAACCGGGCCAGGCUGGGGGGUGGGGGGGUCAGACAUGUGAACGUGUCCUCUGUAGAGUCAGCCUUCAGAGAGAAACCAGGAUAUUUAACACUGCUCUUAUGUUCUUAUGUUAUUAGGGACAUGGCGGGGAGAAGCCACCUCAAGUGUCCCCUUGAAAUUCUUGAUUUUGAUUGGCUGCUUUGUUGAUACAGAGAGGACUUGGAAUUUCACACCAGGCUACUGAAGCUUCUCUGUUUUUAAAGUAGCACAUUACAUUUUUGUUAGUCUCUGAAGUUUUUAAUAAAUGUUCUCAACACCUGUCAGAUGUGUGAAGAUGAUUUACAAAAAAAAAAAAAUUACACACAGUACAGCCCAUGGAUAGAGUCUGAGGGUAGCAGAGCUGGCACCAAAGCCUGCAUACAACUUCAUCUCCAUUUUCUUGAUUAAAAUACUGACAAACCACACCACAGCAACCAAUGACUUAUAUCUUCUGUGCUUGUUUAGAUACAGGUGGUAGAGCAUUGCAGUAUGUACUAACCAGAGCUACAGCACUGACCUGUAGUAGAGGACCACAGCUGAGACACAACAGAUGACUGAUAUUUUGGUUUUUCAGGCCCACAGUCAUAAACAUCAUGGAUGGGCAGAUAAAGCUUACACGGGCAAAAAAGAUUUUAAACUUUUAGGCUUCAGACUCCAACAAACAGUGAACGUCUGAAACACCAAAACAUCUCUAUUUACAGUUUAAGUCUGACUUAUUGAGCCUGUGCACAGUACUCACCUCACUCAUGGCUAGCUUUUUAAGUGAUACUUCUGGCUUUUAUUCUGAAAAGACCUAUCUUUACCUGCUUGCUAACCACCUGUUAACUGUCUGGCCUAAAUGCCAAAAGAAAUAUGAAAAAUCUUCAACUGUGGCUAGAUGCCUUUGUUUUACAGCUGUUCAGUUUAAAACAGGAGGAGAUGACAUGACUUUGUUUUCAGCUGGAAACCAUAAAACAGAAGCAUGACAGCGAGAGAUAAAAAGAGCGACUAAAGAGGAAAAACAGGAGCAAUCUGCUUUAUUUUGAUUCAUUUGACUCAGACAGUUAAACAGUAAAACGGUUUUCCAGGUUCCAGAAAAAUAAUGUUUGUUUGGUUUCUGGAUCCCAGAUAAAUCACCAAUAAUCCAUUGAUGUCCUGAGGUAACAUUUUCAGUGAGGAAACAUGAGCAUAGGCAGAGUGAUUAUUCAGUUUUAAGUUGCUGCUUGUUUUUAACUCAUGUCAGUUAGCUGGCUCUGUGUGACCAGAUGUUGUAGUUGAACUGAUGACUGUAAGUCAUCAAUAUACGCGACUCAAAUAACACCAGCUAUAUUACACCAGGCACAACAUAUUAUAUGUUUAUUACAAAGCUUUAGCCGAUUGGGAUUUAUAUGCUUGUUAUCUGAUUGUUUUAUUUUCUUGAUUGGAGCACAGAGUUGGAAAUUGAGAAAAAAUAAAAAUUGUGUUUUCUUCUGGUUUUACAUUUUUGGUUUCAUGUAAAAAAAUAAAAUAAACAGAGUGUCUGACAGUACACCAACCCAACUAUGGAGGAUGAAAAGAGACAGAAUGAAAUAUAUAAAUACAUCUUUAAAUAAAUACUUAAAUAUGUCAUUAAUAAAUUAAAAUUGGAAUUGAAUAAAUAAAUGUGUCAUUAAUUAAUCAAAAUACCAGUUCAUCCAAUGUAAAAACAUGUAUAAUUAUUUCACUAUUUAAUUAAUUCUUUCAUGGACCUGUGUUGCAGUGCUUCAUGAGUUUAUUUUAUCUGUCAAAUUCACCCAUCAAAGUCAGUGGGCAGAUCCUAACACCUGAUUGGUUACCUGGCACAUCAAGUCAAGACAGAUCAACUCCAGAUAAUGGAAUGAUGCAGCCACUCCACGGUGAAUGUCUUGGUCAGAGAGUGUGGGAAUAACUCCAAAAUUCCACACACUACAAGCUCUAGUUUAGUGUUUCUCAAUUUUUUUUUCAGUCACGGCACCUUUCAAUCGUGCAUAAAAUCUUACGCCACCCCAGUUUAAAGUACAAUUAAAAACGACACUGCAGAGCCUCUCUAGAAAUGCAAAUGUCCUGGUCAUUUAGAUGGGACAGUAUCAAUGAACAGAGCAUAAUACAAACUGAAAAUGCACCAGAGAUAAGUAGGAAUCUUUCUUUCCAUCCGUGCCUGCCUGCCUGACACAUACGUGCACGCACACACACGAUAAUCUGCAAUGACAGAGGAAGAGAGAUAGCCCCACAAUCACUAGCAUCUACCUUUGCGACCUUUGGUGCAGACUCAGAGCUGGUGGACGAAGACUUCCACACACACUGCAAGGUUUAAAAUAUCAAUAACCAACUCCUGCAACUCCUGAAAGUUUGAGCAUAUCCUUUGUAGAUGCUGUGUUGUGAAAGACUUCAGGUGUCAGGCCAAAGCAAUGUAUCACACUAGAACAGCAUUAGUCCCGCCUACUGACUUUGAUGGAUGAGUUUGACAGAUAAAAUAAAUUCAUGAAGCACUGCAACACAGGUCCAUGAAAAAAAUUAAUUAAAUUGUGAAAUAAUUAUAAAUGUUUUACAUUGAAUGAACUGGUAUAUUCAGUAAAUUAAUGACACAUUUAAUGGCACAUUUUUUAAAUUCCCAUUUAAUUAAUUAAUGACUUUUUAAGUAUUUAUUGAAAGAUGUAUUUUUAUAUUUCAUUCUGUCUAUUUUCGUCCUCCAUACCCAACAAGCUAGGGUGAUGAUCUGAGUCUAAUCCUCAUCUUUGGGGAUUUAUUUGUUUUCACUUUGCCUCAUUUGCUUUUAAUAUCAGUGUGGUAUGUAAACGUAAGAUAUUAAAUUGGUGUAGACAGAAAGAGUAAGUGAAUGGUAUUUGUUCAUACAACCCACCCUUCAGAAAAAAUUUUUGACCUGCCUCUGUAUAAGAAUCCUGAAAAAGUGCGUGUUGUCUUCACAGCAGGCCUAACAGGUGAAUCAGGCCCGCGGCUAAUGACACACACACACACACACACACACACACACACACACACACACACACACACACACACACACACACACACACACACACACACACACACUCACACACACACCCAAGUGAGUGUAGAUAAACCUGUAUUGGACUAACCCUAACCCUUGUAAAGGAUGUUCUUUCUGAUCUUUGCUGUACAUAGUCAGCUGUUUCAGUGAUCACAAUCAGCCCUAUGCAGCUUCUGAACAGAGUCCAGUCUGAGAGGACAAGUGUUUAUUUUCUGUUGAAAUGUUCUGCAGUCUGUGCUAAAUGAGAAAAAAUAACAUGAGAAAGAGACAAACAUCGUUAAGUGUUUAAAUUUAGUAAGAGAGCGAGUCAGCUGAUAGGUGAUAUCCAAAUACACUUUAGUAAUACUGAAGAUAAUACCGCUGAACGUGAGUGAACAUUUCAUUGAAGAAGUGUAGACAGAAAGAUUUUUUGGUGCAGGGAAAUAUUUUAAAAAAGGACAAGUAGGUUUCUGGACAGCUGAUUGAAAAGGAUAAAAUUGAAGACUAAUAUUUGGGUUUAAAAUAAAUUUAAAAAGUCAUGUGUAAAGCUAUUACUCAAUGAGAAAUCAGAUCAGCCAUGCUGUAAGAUUUUUGCCCACUGGGGGCACCACAAUCAACAAUUCAUGCUGAAGAUGCUUCUUUUAUGAUUUUCAGGUCAUUAAUUGGCUGAUUUCCUACAAACUGUUUUUAGACCGAAGCCUCCUGUUAAGGGACUUUCUGGAUUGUGUUGAUUCUUAAGUUUUUUUAUUCAUAGGUCCAUGUAGCUACUCAAAAUUAACUCAGCCUGUAAAUAUCAACCAUUGACUGUAUAUAGAAUGGACGCCAUCUGCCUCCCUAAGAACAGCACUCGUUGGUGUUGGGCUGCUGUAUUGGUCAUAAAUCCCGCCUCCUCCAGCAAUCCCUAUGGAGUUGUGGACAAACUUUAGAAAUUAAUUACACAGAACAUAAAUUUUUCUCCCCCCUAAUUGCAAUGUUGACAUUUAGUUACUGUAAGACUGGUUUGUGCUCAAGUCCUCUUUCUUUCUGUACAGCUCCAUUUUUACAAGUUAUUAGGGGGUUCAUGUUUUCUAUGAUUGACACUUGAUACAGCUUAUGGGCGUAUGAAGAUUGCGUAGCUCACCUGGGGGAAACGCUGUUUCAGCCGAGCAUCAUCACAGCGACUCUUGGUGACUCUUAUGCGUACAACACUACUGGGCAAUGUUGGUACCAGGAAAUGGAGAAGAUCACGGAAAUACAGAGAGCUUUUUGGCUUCAAAUCUGUAUACUGCGGAAGGCAGAGCCAAGUUGUCCAUGGUAUAUAUACAGUCUAUGAUAUCAACACACUACACUGCAAUACUUAAAAGUUAAGUGCUCAAACUCUGUAUGCUAUCUCAAUAUUCCAGCUUUAUUGUUCUUCAGUAUGAAAUAUUAGAAGAGCAUCCAGGGAGCGUUGAUCAUGUUACUUUGUUUUAAGUUUCAAUAAUGACAGAAUAAUGACUCUGUUGACAUGUCUUCACUACACUGUCAUUCGUAGAUCAGGAAUCUGAUAAUAUAGUUAAAAAACGUAUGUAAAGUAUGACUUCACCAGGAGGGCCACACUCCUCUCUCUAGUGAAUGUGACCACCCUUCAAAAAAUAUACAGGCUAAAAUUACAACUACAAGAAGAACAAUGACCUUUAUUUAUCCAGCACCUGUCCAAACAGAGUUCAAAGUGAUUCACACCUAAAAAUAGAAAGACAGUAAGGUUAAAGCAGUCCACAGCUUCAACAACAACAACAACAACAACAACAACAACAACAGGACAUCUGUGAAAACAAGUCAACAAGAACAAGCUCAUGUUUAUAAAAGUAAUGCAAAAGUUAGACCGAUCAAAAGUCAUAAAGUCAAAACUCAGGGUUAGGGUUUGAACCAGUGACCAAGUGAAAGUGCUCUUGGAAAAUGUGUUUUAAAAGACAUUUUAAGUCUCAUUUGGAUCUUGGCCAGUCUGAUCUGUUCAGACCACAGCUAAAGAGACCUGGGGCCUGUUCUACGAAGCAAGUUCAACUUAGACUCAACUUAGCGCAGUAGCCAGCGGUCUCGCUAAGCGGUUUUACGACGCUGGUUAUCAACCUCAUAAGUGGAUCCAGCUUUGCUAUGAGCGCGUGCACACAUAUAAGGCGGAGCCCGCCGCAUCUGACCAAUCGCGAACAUGGACCAGUCUGGAGCGUCAGAGCAGGCUGGAGAGUGAAGGACUGCGGACUUUACAAACGAGGAGCAGAAGACGAUCAUGAGAAAGUAUGAAGAAUUCAAAGCUACCAUAAACCUCAAAAGCAACACCGUCGCCGCUGCAAAAGCACGGAAGGAAUGCUGGCAGAAAAUGCAUCUUUGAUGCCAUUAUCACCCUGAAAUAGCACUGUUCAACACGCACUUUUAACUAAGGUGACAGUCCCCGAAUUGGAUGAUCCGUCCCCGGCUAAAACUGUCCCCGAAAAUGUCCCCGAAAAUGUCCCCGAUUUAAGCGUUUCAUGAAUGAGAACAAAAAUGUUGCAUGUGGGCUAGAACAACGGUUGUUACAGUAGGUAGGAAGCACAAGUAAGCAGUCCUGAACAACAGUAUUUACGGGGCUAUUAUAAGGGGCGUGCGCCGCGACUAAAUAGUACCGAGAUGUUGUCUGUGAUCACGCAGCCCAUGCCCAUUCAUUUCCAAGAUGAAUUCAUUCAUUUGUUCAUUCCUAUCGUGUUUACAUUUUUUGUGUGAUAUGUAGGCCAUAUGAGCCUUUCAUAAAGGUGGUCAUCCGGAAAAGUAAGUGGGUCCGUGCAGUGCCUGAAAACUCUCGCGAGCCGGAGUGCUCCUCGGACAAUGCGAGCACCGAGGUCUACAGGAUCCUCCGAGAACGGACAAGCAGUUUUCGAGAGAGCUCAUUGGUCAGUGGGCGGGGUUUUUAUGCUCGGUGAGUUCAAUCUGGAACUUAACCUGCCCCGGAGCAGGUUAGCCGUUCAGCGUAUGUUGCUAUGGAGACUCGCCUCGCUAAGAAGUGAACCCGCGUCGUAGAACAGGAAACCCCGAACUUACCCUCGAAGUUACCUCGCUAAGCAGUAAUCCUGCUUCGUAGAACAGGCCCCUGGUCCUUGGUAGUCCUGAGUCUGGAUCAGUGACUGCGUUCAAAAGGUAUGAGUAGGUCCAGAGAGUGCUGAAAAGAUAUAAAGAUUUUAAAACGGGGUGAUACAGUCUCCUUUUAUCCAUCUGUGAGAAGUCUGUAUCCCAUAAACUUUAGGAUUUUAUCUUUUUGAACACAUCUCCUAUCAUCUUUUACAUUUGUAAUGUGGCCAAUGGCCAUGAUGCUCUUCACAGUGAUUACGUGUUUAUCAGAAGAAGUCAUCUGACUGAUGAUAAGAUAAAAAGGCUGUCACAGUUUUCCAGUCUGAACAAAACUUCAGCACAUGGUAACACUGUGACUUCAUAGAAGAUCUUUACGCUGAUUACCGCACAUCACAAAACAGAGGAGAGGUGAAGAAGAUGCAGCAGCUGCUAGUGAGCUAACUGUAGCAUCCCCCUAAGAGAUGAUUCAGCACUUUAAGAAACUGGCAUUCAGAUUUAUUCAUUCAACAUUAGAGUUUGAGUCUCUUCAGGUUACUGAUCAAUUCAAAAGUUAGACUGUUUAACUGCUCUUUAACUGUUUUCAGUCAGCGCAGUAACUCAUGAUCUACCGGGAGUAGCUCAUCCCUUAAAAUAAAAGAGUGAGAAACAGUCUUUUUCUGAGAGGAUUUCUUGUGUAAGGAGGGUUCUGUGUCAGAGCUGCUGAUGUGGAUAAAUCAGAUGAUGCUAUGGAUGAUAUCUGUUAGGUAAUUGUGUUUAUGAGGAAAGUUUAUGAAGUAAUAUGUUGUUUGACUCCUAUCUUUCCUUCUCCAAGACAGCUGACAGCUCAGAGCUGUAACCUUAGAGUAAUUUGAAUGUUUCUGGAGUAAUGAUGAAGAAAGAAAGGACAAGGCUUUGGUAAUUUUCACAGACAUACUUAUUUCAUAUGGUUUGAUCACAUGAUUGUUUUCCUUGUAGUUCCUGUGUUCGAUGUGUCCUGAGCUCAGAGACAGUGUGACGUGAUUCAUUAUUGACUCUGAGUGCUUUUUCUCUCUGGUUGUUGCAGUCAGACGGUGGAUCUCCUGAUGCAGGAGUCUGGCUGCAGGCUGGAGCAUCCCUCUGCCACCAAGUUUCGAAACCAUGUCAUGGAGGGGGAGUGGGACAAGGUAUGUGCUCUAGGAGUAACCUUGACAGAAAUCCUGACAAUUUCUCAGCUGUGAAGUUCAAUCUUUGUCCUUGCUCUAUCUGCUUAGGCUGAGAGCGACCUGAAUGAGCUGAAGGCGUUGAUGCAUUCUCCCAGUGCCAUUGUGGUGAGUUUAGAGAAGUUGGAGAACAAAAAAAUAGAAAAAAGAAAAAAUAGAGCCUGAAGCUGGGUCUACACAAGCUAAAAGCCCAAGAUCUCAAAGAAACAACAUACACACGACAUUGCUUUCCCCUCUGCAACCAGGGGUGAUGUGUAAGACAUUGUGAUUAAAGCAGUAUUUUUUUUUCUUCACCUGCUCCUCGGCCGGUGUCUCCCUCCUUUUCAUCAUCACUACUGUCUGAUUUGGCACCUCCUGUUGGCUUCAUUUGUGGAAAUAGCGAAACACUUGUCGUGAAGUUCUGUCUGUCUUUGGUGAGCGGUGUGCUGCACGUGUACACGAUGGCACUCUAUCCUCAGAACAUGAGAGAGUGCAUGAGGAGCAGACUGACUAAGCCAGUGAAAAAGAGGGCAAAGUUUAACCACAAUGUCUAAUACAGGGCCUGUGUUAGAGGGAGCAUUGAAACAUAUGUACUUGCACAAACACGACCAGAUGAAAUUCUUAGUCGCACACACUGAAAAAUUGUCUUAUAUGUGACCAUUUUGGUUGCAGUCUCGAGCCCUGUUGAUAUGAAAGAUGCUAAACAGCACGUUGGCCCUCUCCAUGCAAGUUUGAGUACAGAAAAACCCAUGAUAGAACAGUCUACCGAUAUAAAUUGUCAUGCACACUCUGCAGGAAGGAGUCUUUUUUUCACCCAAGCACAUUAACCCGAAGCAUAAGUGUUUAAUUAACAUGCUCAGUGCAUAGAUAUUCCCUUCUUUGUUGAGUCUCUUUGCUCAUGCAAAAUGAAACACGAUUAUUAUUGAAUAAAAAUGUAUGAAAUCUAAUCAUGAUUAAUCGAAAUUAAUCCACAGCAACCCUGUGAAUAAUCUGAUAAAAAAACAGCACUACUAAAAAUAUAAAGACAGUAUCAUAAAACAUUGAGUGUUGAUUAAAUAAAAACAUAUACCAAGAAGAAAAAUGUGUUUGACCUUUCUUGAGGAAAUUAUGGUCUAAGUGUAGCCGUGUAAUACAAAGUUCUGAAAUUGAACAGUUGCAGACAAACAAUAGUUCAAAUUUGUGUCAGGACCAGAGACAAAGCAGAGCUACAGAAAGGUCAAGGGGGAGCACAGCUUUAGUGAAUAAAGAUGUUGUAAAAGGAGGAAAUCCUCAGCUUUGAAACCAGCAGAGACACUCAGCUGCUGUAGAAAUGGCAGGGUCACUCAUGAGGAUCAGUCAAUAAAGGACUCAUUAUCUUUAAUAUAACCAAAUGUCAGAUAUAAGGUGCACAGAGCUCCACCUCUGUUGUGGUGAUGAGGGUCGGGGUCUUUGCUCUCUGACGCCUCCUGCUGGUCUCUUUGUACAGCGGAUGAAGUUCCUGCUGCUGCAGCAGAAGUAUCUGGAGUAUCUGGAGGACGGAAAGGUCCUGGAGGCGCUGCAGGUUCUCCGAGCUGAACUCACCCCUCUGAAGUACAACACAGAGAGGAUCCACAUCCUGAGCGGGUCAGUGGUCACACAGACACACACACACGCGCGUGCGCACACAAAUACACCCAUCACAGAAGGUGGUUUUAUUUAGUGUUACUCUGGUGAUCCUGGUUGAUGUUCAAAGUUUCAUCAUAUCAAACAAGGUGAAAAUACGUCCUGACUGGAGCUGUGGUGACAGUUUAGACCAAAGCUGGAGCUGGAUGAACCUUUGAGGACCUGACUGUUUGUAAAAAUGGAGGACAUGUUGGUCAAAAGUGAAGCCAAAACUCGACCCAGAAGUGGAUGCUGACUGAUCGUCUCAUUAGUAGUCAGCACAUGCAGAUAGAUAAAUAGAUAGAUCAACCCAUUCCCAUCUGCUAACAUGGAGAAGACAGGGUUUGUUAACCUAUAUCUUUGCCAGUCAGCAGGGGGAGCGCUAAAUGUUUUGGCUUCACUUUAGGAGACCUGUCGUAUCAUCUGUGGUCUCGAAACAUUCACAUUGAUGUAAUGAUGUCAGCAUUCAUGAUGUGGCGUUUAGGACUGAACUUAAACAUCCACACAGCAAACAGGACUUCUACAUGUGUGACGAUGUGUGUGUCAAUUCUGAUUCCUGCUCAGCUGAUAGUUUCAAAAGUUAGUUUGAAUCCUUCAGCUGAUGGACUCUUAACUGUUUAGUGUUGCCAACAGAAGCAGUGUGUUCAGUGUAAGUUUCCAGCUUGUUUUUAACUACUGUGAGGACGAUAUGUUUGUGAUUUUACUCCAAGGUUGUGGGCAUGUGCGUGUCCGCAUGUGUGUGUGUGUGUGUGUGUGUUGCAGGUACCUGAUGUGCAGCCACGCAGAGGACCUGAGAGCUAAAGCAGAGUGGGAGGGAAAAGGCACGACAUCCCGAACAAAGCUGCUGGACCGACUGCAGAGUGAGUGAGAGUGACUCAUACUCUGAUACUGUACAACUCACACACUGCCUCUGUGCUCCUAUUGUUAUCAACUCUGGCUGUGUGUGUGUGUGUGUGUGUGUGUGUGUGUGUGUGUGUGUGUUAGACUUCUUUAACAAAGAACAUCUCAAACACUCACGCUGCACAAAACUCUUUGGACCAACAGAGAAAACCAUCAGUGAAAAUAAAAACUGAAUCAAGUCUGAUGAUAGAGUUAAUGGAUUGCUUUCAUGACGUCUAAAAGUAUAUCCUGCCCGACAUUGUUGAGGGAUUUAUUAACAGCAGACUGUCCACAGGAUUAGGUUUAACUCUUUUAUGGUCAGCCUGAAAUAAUAUCGAAUCUAUCCAUCCAGGACACCCUGAACAAGUCGCCAGUUCAUCGCAGGGCUGACAUAUAGAGAAGAACAACCAUCCAUGCUCACAUUCACACCUAUGGGCAAUUUGAAAGUGGCCAAUUGACCUAACCCCACUUCUGCAUGUUUUUGGGAUAUGGGAGGAAACUGAAGUAAACCCACGCAGACACAGGGAGAACAUGCAAACUCCACACAGAAACGCCCUGACCCAGAUUCAAACCCAGGACCUUCUUGCUGUGAGGCGACAGUGUUAACCACUACACCACUGUGCCGCCCAAUAUCAAAUUUUUGUGCUCUAAAUCAUAUUAUUCAGAUAUUCUGCCUAACACAGAAAUGUUACACUUGUCUUUAUGAGAUAAGUGCAAAUGAGACAAAAAAUACUGUCGAAUUCACUUAACAUAUGUGAAGGGUUAAAUACUCCACAAACUGCUGCCAGUUCCUUUUGCACAUAUUCUGAUGGGCUAAACUGGCCCCCUUCUCUGCAAACAUCAUAUAGUUCUCUAACCCAGCUCUUUAGUUUGUACUGUCUGCAGGGAAAUGUUUGAUAUCCUGUUGUAGUACUUUCAUGAAUGUUUAGCUCAAACUCUCCAGAGAUCAUGAGUACAAUUCACCCGUAGGUGACCAAAAUGAAUAUACCUGUGGAUCCAUUCUGUCAUUAUUAUUUUGGUGUAAUCAGGUGUUAAAUCAGUGCAGGGUCCAGAAUGUCUGGAGCUGUUAUAUCUUCAUUAGGAAGCUUUUUUAUUAUCUGUAUCCCUGUAAACAUUUAUAUUACACCUGCCAUGAACAGCUGUAUGUGGACAGAUUUGUUAGGAUGAGAGCUCACAGCACAGCAGAGAGUUGAGGUGCAAGAGGAAACUACAAAACAAGAGCAAACUGCACAGAGCUGCAGACCUUUUCAAUUGAAUCAGACCUUGAGACUAUACAGAUAUGUAGAGGAUUUAUACAAUAGCUUUUAAUUAAAUUUGGUCUGGAAAAACAAUAUUAUAACAUUCAGUGAAAUAAACUGGUAAAACUGGUAAAAAAAAUUAUACUGCCAAUCAUAUCACAAUCCAGUUUUUUUUUAUUUGAUAUUUUCCGAUUGAAGACACAUCCAGAAAUUUUGGAGCAACAAAAUAUAUAAAACUGGUCAUAGAUGUUAUAUCAAACAGUUGAUGUGAGAUUAAACACACACACACACGCACGCACACACACACACACACACACACACACACACACACACACACACACACACACACACACACACACACACACACACACACACACACACACACACACACACACACACACAAUGUGUUCCAAAAGAGGCAAAUAGAGUUAUCUCAUCUUGUCCUGCCCCUUCUUACACUUUCUGCUGACAUAAAAAUCACUUAUUUUUCAGCCUCUAAUGAAAACAUCAAUAUUACAAGCAUGAAAACAAUACACAGUCAUAACAGUUUAUUGUUUGAACCCAUCCAUAUUAGUUUAUCAGUUAUUGUUUGUAAAAGCUUAUGAAUUCAUGAAGAGUAUUACAGAUUUUUACUGACACAUCUGGACCCCUUCACAGGUCGAGACCACAAAGUUCUUCAUACACAGCAGGUUGUUUUAAAUUCAGUUGUAAACUCUGAAAAUUGUUCCAAAUAACUUUAAAGUACUGCAGUACUUAUAUUAUUACAGAUCCAUCUCAGAGUUUGACUGAAUCAGAAACUCAAAAAGACAAACACUUCAACUUCUUUCAAACUGACUAAAUGUUCCUGGGAGCCAAAAACAGUGAUUCUUUUCAGUUUUAUACUAAACCAUCAAUUUAAAACCUUAAAGCUUUACCUGUAAAGAUCACGCACGAUCACAGGGUUUCCUCCCUGUGGACACAUGUAAACCAUCACACCACCCAGUCAGUCCGGUGUGUAUAAGUCUCCUCAGUGUGAUCACAGGUGUGUGAACUCUCUGAGCUGCUCUGACCAGGUCUCUCCUGACACUUUCCUCUAUACUUCAACCUUCCUCUCUGUGUCCUUCUGUCUGCAGCGUACCUGCCACCAUCCGUCAUGCUGCCUCCUCGCCGCCUGCAGACUCUGCUGAAGCAGGCAGUGGAACUGCAGAGGGACCGCUGCCUUUACCACAACACCAAGCUGGAUGGGGGUCUGGACUCUGUGUCCCUGCUUCUGGACCAUGCCUGCAGCCGGUAAGACAUUUACAAGAUCGACUCAGUUCAUAUCAGCGCCAAAGUUUUUUAUUAAAAACUCAAACCACACCAGGAUCAAGCCUCAGAGAACAGGAGCAGACUGUCUUUUUGUGAUUUGGAUGAUGUAACAUUUGAAUCUGUGUGUAUUUUAUAGGAAACAGUUCCCCUGUUACACCCAGCAGAUCCUAACUGAACACUGUAAUGAGGUCUGGUUCUGUAAGUUCUCCAACGACGGCACCAAACUGGCCACCGGCUCCAAAGACACCACAGUGAUCAUCUGGCAUGUUGACACGGUAACUGGACAUGACAUUCAGUGUUGUGCAAGUUCAGUUCACACAGGUUUAAAAGAGUCAAUCCACCUUCAUUUGUUCAAGCUCAAACCUAGAAAAAAACAUUUUCCUUUCGAACAAUGUGCCAUCUAAAGUCGUAACCUACAAUGGACCAGUUUACAAAAUCUUGAUUUUCAUGAGGGAUUUUCAUGGCGUGUAAAGCUUUGGAAACUCAGAGUCCUUUUUUUGGCUUAUAACCCACGUUUCAUCUCUGAGUUUUAGCUGUGAAAGUCUGAGGCUUUAGUCAAACUUCAGUGUGAUAUUCAGCCUGCAGAUCUCUACAUCCUCUUAAACAAACACUUCAAACUGCUGAGUAAACAGCAAGGGAGUUUACCCUCAGUCAGUCAGUUUGGUUUUCACCUGUCGGCUCCCCACAGGAAAAAAACAACAGCUCUGAAAACGUAGAAACGCACAGAGUUCUAUGGUUUGUUUAGCUGUAAUCCUCUGGAUAAACUCCCCUCACUUCCACUGGAACAGGAACCUCCUGUUACCAUGGUUACAUGUCAUACAAACAAUGAUCUGUUUACAUAAAUAAGACACAAAAAUCCCACCACUCCACAUCUUCUUUAGUGGCAUAUCUAUUUUUCUAGAUAUCUUCUAACCUUCAGUCUGAUGUUAAUUGUCUGAUGAGCCCCACCUCAAUGCAGCACUAACACAGGAAGCAAAGACCACCAGAGAGAGAAGGGGGUCCUUUUAGAAAGACUUAACCUCUCAGGGGAAUGUGAUCAUCAUUACUGUCUGCAGAGUGAACUACUCUGCUGUCUGUCUGUCUGUCUGUCUGACUGUCUGCUUUAUCAGCUGCUGAUUCAACCAACACCAUCAUUUUAGCACAUUCAUACAUAACGCUGAUUACAUCAUCACCAGGAGCUGAGAGUUUGGACUUCACAGACACUUAACUGUGUGUGCGUGUGUGUGGGUGUGUGUGGACAGGAGACCCAGCAGCUGAAGCUGAUGAAGACUCUGGAGGGUCAUGCAUACGGGGUUUCCUACCUGGCAUGGAGUCCUGAUGAUGCGUACCUGAUCGCCUGUGGUCCUGAUGACUGCUCCGAGCUGUGGCUGUGGAAUGUUCAGGUAUGUCACCUGGUCCAUUCAUGGAGAAGUCACACCAGGAACACAACAACCUCAAAAUAUAACCAGCAGUAGUAUUCAGACACUCAGGUCCUGUCGCCUUAUUUUACGUAUUUUUAAGUUUCGUGACUAACUGGUGCCAAAAGUCUGUGGACAUCCCCCUAACACCAGCUGAUCCUGCAGCAGUAAAACGGGCUGUGCAGACUGAAACAUGACCCCCCAAACUAUCAGCAGACAAAAACAGAGAUCUGAGCUCAGAGGACCCAGAAUCAUGGCUCUGCCUCUGAAUGUGGUGAUAUCAGAGACAACUCUGGAGGGUCUUCUCUGAUCACUUCAGUCUCACUCUGGUGUAUUUUCUGGCCAAAAUAAGACACUGUGAAUUCUGGUAAAAAUCAGCCCAACAGCAUCUCCAUGACAACCAGCUGUCACACACUCUGCACGAACUGUUGUAACACUACCAUCUGUGUCACAUUCACUGUCACUGUAAUACACACAUUAUAUGACACACAGCACUGCUCCUCAUCUUCAUCAAUUUUAUAUUCUUCAUCAUCACCAUCAUCAUCAUUAUCAUCAUCAUCAUCAUCACUAUCACCUUCAUCAUCAUAUCAUCCCACUCCCACUCUCAGGCAGCUCUAUCUUCUUCAUUCUUUUUUCUUCCUCCUCCUCUUCCUCCUCCUCUCAGCAUCUGUGCUGUCAGAGAUGAAGAGCAGACUCUGUGGAAGGAUAAACUUUAUCAGGAGUAAACUGUUUUUAUGGCCUCUGAUUGGUUGGUUCAGUCACAUGACAGACUGUUGAUCUGAGAGUAGAUUGUGUAGUAAAGUGUUUUUAUUGUGUAUGUGUUGUUGUGCAGACGGGGGAGCUGAGGACGAAGAUGAGUCAGUCUCAUGAGGACAGUCUGACCAGUGUGGCGUGGAACCCCGACGGCAAACGUUUUGUCACUGGAGGACAGCGAGGACAGUUCUACCAGUGUGUGAGUAACUCUGCCUCAUGUCCCUCAGUGUGUAUUUGUUGAUGGUCCUGAGCUCAGACCAGUAGGUGGCAGCAGUGAGCAGUUUUUCCCUUCCUUUAAGACCGGGGUUUCUCUGCACCCUUCUGAUGUUGUCCCUGAAUCUGUCUCUAGGACCUGGAUGGGAACCUGCUGGACUCGUGGGAGGGGGUCCGGGUGCAGUGUCUAUGGUGUCUAAGUGACGGCCGGACCGUCCUGGCAUCAGACACACACCAACGCAUCAGAGGGUACAACUUUGAGGACCUGACCGACAGAAACAUGUGAGUGAUGGGAGUGGGCUCAGGACGAAGGCCAUGACCCUCUGUUUUAGAGUCAUGCACAGGUGUUGGCUUUCUUUGCAGGUGUGUGUAUUCUGCCUGCCAAUGAUGCUUUGUGUUGUGUGGUUGCAGAGUGCAGGAGGAUCACCCCAUCAUGUCAUUUACCGUCUCUAAAAAUGGACGGUUAGCUCUGCUCAACGUGGCCACUCAGGUGAGCCCCCCGCUAACUUCCCCACAACAUCAGCUGGAUCUUACAGCUCUGUUUAGUUAGCUGUUUCUGAGAAUAAGCAUGAGGAUCAUUCAGCUUGUGCGCUCACUAAAUUUGUGCAAAAAAGAGAAUAAGAUCUCAUUUUAUCCCUUGAGUGCACACAACGGGUCAAGUGCACAGGAAAGUGCUGAAGUAAGCAUUUCUGGGAACUUAGGGUGUUUCAAAUUCUGCGCCGUGGUCCUUUUUGAUGCAAAUAAACAGCGUUGCAAAAAAAAAACUCAAACACUACUCCUUGAAAGGAAAUCUUCUCUGUCUGCUGAGAGUCGAUGGGAACUGUGCAGCAGUGUUUGUUGAUGUUACACUCAAACCUUCCAGGGAUAAUGACAUCAGUUUAAGCUCUGAGUGACCUGCACUGAUAUAUCUGUGUAAGUACUGCCUGCAAGAGAUGAAUCAGUCUGAAGGUAACAGUCUGAGACUCCACCCUGCGACUACAGUUAUCGUGCAAACUCAUUCAGGUGUUUGGAGACGAUCCAGAGCUGUUACCCAAAACCAUUUUUUUAAUCUAUGCAUGCUAGUUCUACUAACUCCAAAAAGAAGCUUUGCAUCAAGAUGAGCGCUCACUGCACAGCAAACUGUGCAGAGCUGCAGAGCUUCUAGGCCUGUCGGGAUAUCAGUAGUGCAGAACGCUUUGUGAAUGAGUUGUAGUCUAUUCUUUGUGAAGUCACCCAUGUGUGUCUAUGUAGGGGGUUCACCUGUGGGACCUGCAGGACCGGGUGCUGGUGAGGAAGUACCAGGGUGUGACCCAAGGCUUCUACACCAUCCACUCCUGCUUCGGAGGACACAAUGAAGACUUCAUUGCCAGUGGAAGUGAAGGUUAGAGGACAACAAGUUUUAACACUCAGAGAGCAGACAGACGACACACAGAGGAAUCAUGGUUCCUUCAGGCAUAGCAGAGCAGCUGUCUGAUGAUCAGGCUCAGUGUCUGCGUGGCUCUAUCACGGUUGUUCUGAUUGAAACAUUAGUGUGAGAAAUCUCUCAUAGUGACUGUAAGGUUUUAGAUGUUAGUACUUCCCUACCAACAGGAUGAAAGGAGGGCAGAAAGGGUCUAGAGCAGGAUGGCAGAAUAAAGAGCACAGGACAACAGGUACCAAAGCUCUGGCUUUUUACUGACACUUCAAACACCAAAGAAAGUCUCAACCACAUGCAGCAAAGAAAUACUCCUGGUAGCCAAAGAGGUUCCAAAAAUACGAGACCAAAAACAAAAAAGCACCAUCCUGUAUCAAAUGAAGUUGAUAUUGUGAUUUUUCUCCCUCAGUGAGGGGGAUGUAUUACAGAAGUGCAGUCAAGCUUGCCAAGUCGGAUAGAAAGUUAUCAGUCAACAACAAACCAAUAUGAGCACUUAAGUGUUGGCACAUGCAGUUACUAGUCAUCAACCAAAAAAAAAAACUGAUUUAAAAAGGUUCCUCUACAUUCAGUGUUAUAUAUUUGGGAAAUGUGUCAGCUGGACUUAAGAAAGAGGUAGAUAUACUUAUUACAAUACCAGCUGGUAGUAGAAAUACAACUACCAGAAAAUGGCUAAAUAAGGAACCGACUACAAUCACUGAAUGGAAGGAAAUAAUUCAGGAAUUUUAUAAUAUGGAACAACUGACAUUCUCUCCAAGAUAUGCUACUGGAAAAGGGGAAAAUACUGGAAAAACUGGAAAUCAUGCUGUCACCUGAGGACAUGUCUUUGUUCCUUGAGAAAUCUGCUCUGGAAUAUCCCUCAGGAGACUUUCAAGCUCAAGGGACAUUAUUUGAUUUGGAAAAGGUCGCUUAAUGUUUUAAGUAGAAAAUAAGAAUAAAGUUUUAAAAAAUACAAAUAUAAAAAGGUUCCUCUACAGAAAAUAGUGACAGUUCUUUAACCAUGGAAGCAAAAUAUUAUGGUAUAAUUAAUAAGUAGAGGUCUAUGUGAAGUGUCACCUAGCUGAGGGACAGUGUUCAGCCUCAGGUCCACACAGAGCAGAGGUGGUGAGUAAUCUGUGCUCACAGUGGAGGUGAGAAACACAUGUUCUGUAUCUGUAGGGAGGUCUCAGACAGGUAAAGGAUCAGUGUUUCAAUCAAACAUGUACCUUGUCUCCUGUUAGACCACAAAGUUUACAUCUGGCACCGGCGCAGUGAGCUGCCCAUCGCUGAGCUGACCGGCCACACCCGAACAGUCAACUGUGUGAGCUGGAACCCCGUCCUUCCCGGACUGCUGGCCAGUGCCUCUGACGACGGGACCAUCCGGAUCUGGGGACCUGCCCCCUUCCUGGACGUCCAAGAUGCAGAAGGACUCAAUGGUAUGAAGGUGAAAACCAGUGAGUGCUUAAUAAGAAACAUUGUGGGGAUAGGUCUAGUCUUCACUGAAAGAGGGGCUGCACAGUUCUAACACUGUUGGAUAGAUAAGCUCCCAGCCAGUGCAUUCAUCAUACCAACUUAGCAUGAAAGUUGGAACUACAUCCCAACAGAUUUGUUAAGGUCUUUUUUGGGGGGUCCAGGCUCAGCCCCUGCUGUUCCCUUAGAGAGACUAAGUUCUUUGCUCUCUCAGUUGAAUCUUUGUCUUCAGUGAUUAAGAGUUGAUUAUUGCUACAAAACAUCCUGCUAAAUUUGCUGUCUUGUGCGUCUCCAAAUGAGAAUAAAACACAUUUUAGACAUGGCGCUGUAAACGGUUUCAAUGGACAAAAAAACCUGAAAACCUGUUGUGUUUCUGCUGUCAACAUGCAUCAGGAAAAGCUCAUGAAAAGCUCAUGAAAAAAAAUGAGUGAGUCUUAUGUAGGUAGAGCAGAUUCCGACCCAAGAUGCACUUGCUGCAGUUAUGUAACUAAAUGAACUCUGCGUCUCUAAGAGGAAUAAAUUGCUUGUAUUUUAGGUGACAAAUUAGAUGUGAAAAGAGGUUGUUGAUAAAACUUGUAACAUCAUAAUUUUUAUCAAAGAAAUUAUUGGUGCACCAUAAUCACUUCAACAUAACACUUCAACAGUUUCCAACCACUUACACUCCUCCAGCAGCUUUAGGUUGCAUAUGUGGCUCAUUUCAUUUGCUUUUACAUGGGCUUUUGUGCUUUUUAUUAUCAAUGAAUGCAGAAAUAACAGAGUUUUAAAGCAUGUGUUAUCAAAAAGUAUUCACAUUUUCAAGAAAAUAUCUUUCUGAGGUCUUUGAGGGCCAACAACAAGACAGACUGCAGUCUGCCUAAGGUGAGCAGCAAAAGAGUUCUAGAUAUCCAGGUCUUAGUCUUUAACACAUGAUUCUCCUUUAGUUUUCUGGUUGGUAUCUCCUGACUUCUUUAGUGAGUAUCAUCUGCAUAACAGUCAGCAUUUCUACUUAAUGAAGUGUUUCCUCAUGGUAAAACUUAGUGGAAACAUGUACAAAGUGUUUUCUCAUGAAGUUACCUAGAGCAGUGGUUCUCAUGUCCAGUCUUCGAGGCCCACUGUCCUGCAUGUUUUGGAUGUUUCCCUGCUCCAACACACCUGAUUCAAAUGAUCAGCUCGUUAUCAAGCUCUGCAAUGGCUUAAUAAUGAGCUAAUCAUUUGAAUCAGGUGUGUUGGAGCAGGGAAACAUCCAAAACAUGCAGGACAGUGGAGGCUCGAGGAUUGGACUUGAGAACCACUGACCUAGAGGACGCAUGUAUGAAAUCAAAAGAAGUGAUCCGAGCAGUGAACCCAAUGUAACUCCAUAAACAACCUUAUGCUUACAGAGGAUUAUUGUUAUUGUUAUUAAAAAAUAUCAAAUUGUUGAUGAUGAUGAUUAUGAGGAUGAUAAUGUGCUUCUUAUCUCCUCUCAGAAUGUUGCAGCAUGGACAGCUGAUGAUUCGUUGCCAUGGUGACCCUAAGGCGCACUGAGACUCUUAAAACUUAAAGUGAUGCAGCGGGGAACACUCUGGUGAUUGGACAGCUGCUUUCUGGGGGCCGGGGCCUAUGGUGCUGCGUGUGCAGCAAGGUGAAGCUGGGCUCCACCUCCAGUAUCUGACUCACCUCUCCUUCUGUGUGGACCCUCAGCCCCCCCUGGACCAUCCCCUUCCCCUCGCCUCUUAUUUAUUAUCAUCUACGUUAUUUAUUGAUGAGUAGUUCACUGACCGUGGGGGAUCUGUGUUCUGUCUACAGUCUGAAGAACUGUUCCCCUCUGAACCUUUUAAGAGAUUUUAUCUACAGGAACAUUUGAUGGAUGUAUCACCACCUUGAAGAGUAUCUUCUAAAUGCAAAAUUCUACGUUAUCUUGUCCUUUUUUAGAUGCAGAAUAAGAGUUUUAUUAUUAUUUUUCCUUCAGCUUCUAGUCAGAGAAAGCGUAGUGUUGGUGAGCAUGUUGCACAGACAGGACGAUGUGUUUGAUGGCUUACACUCACAGUUUGUCUCAUGUGGAGUGAUGCAUGGUUAGCUAAACAUGUAUAGCAGCUGGUGUGUGAAAUAAUCAAGUUUAAAGGAUCACCUGUCAGCCCUUACCUGUGCACACCUGAGUGUAUUUUCCUUGAUAAUGCCACAUCUCUAACCCAUCUUGAUUGCUCUGUUUACCCUGCACUCAAACAGCAGUCCUCUUAUGAAAUUCUUGCUUUGGUUUAGCUGUUACAUGUUUAAACUUUUAUUUAUCACACAUAUAAUUUUUUAUUUCUGGUAUGGAGCUGUUACAUUUAAGGACAUACCCCCUAUAUCAAACAGGGCCCCAAAUCAAUCUCUCAUGUUUCAUAUUUAAAGCUGAUGUUUUUCUCUGUCUUUCAUAUUGUCAACAAAUCCAGUUGCAAACCAACUCUGUACUGAAGGUAAAACUGACAGUUUUAAACCUCAGAGUAAAAAUAAAAAUCAUGUGUUUGUUGCAGGUUUAAGAAAACAUAAAUGGUGCUUUUUGACUUUUCAAAUUUAUCUUUGAAAUACACAUCGAAUUAGAAUUUCUCUUUUUGUUUUCUUUCUUGCUGUUGGUCCACAGGAGCUAGUAAAAUCUGACAGAACACAUUUGAAGUGGAAACCAAUGUUUUUAAGCUCCUCUGUGGUUUUAAAAAAGCACUAAAAUUGGUAUUAAUGCCUCCAUACAAUCUAUAGGAGCAAAAAAGAACAUCAGCAUUAAGCCUCACCUGUUUUAUUGCAUUCUGACAUGAACACAAGGAAAAAACAGUCAGUAAGUUUACGUGUUAAAAAUGGAUUGAUAGCAUUAGUUAUACCGAAACUGGACUUCAGAGUACAUGUAAACACAUCAGUCUGACUGAAAUCACAGUAGAUUAAUCUUCUCUGACUUAUGUUGAUCAUGCAGUAGAGAAUAAACAGGGGGAGCCAAAAACAAAACAAACUGAGAGUUCCUCAGAAACUUUAAGAUGAGUAGUGGUUUGAACUUCUAUAAAUAACAUUUUAAUAUGAAAUGAGGAAACACAGUUUGUAUUGUGGGGACUACACACAGAGGCGGAUGAAGACACAUGGUCAUAGUAUUGGAUUUGUUGGCUGUAAGAAAAACAAAGAAUAUCAUUGGUUAAUCCUUUCAAAUGCAGUGAGUGAAGCCAGGCGGUUCAUUUCCUUAUUGUCUGAAUCAUCGACUGGAUAUGAGGAGUGGAUUAACAACUGUGAUGUCAGCCCACUCUGUGUAAACAUGGACAAAGUCUCAGUGACACCAACUGUUAGUCUCUGAAGAGGCGUUAAAAAGCUCAAAGAUGGAGGUUGCCAUAUUGGAAAUGUUAACUCAACACAACAAACCCACCUGUCACUCAAAACAGGCCACACCCCUCAUUACUUCUAACUAUUGUCAGCUGUUAGGUCCCAGUCCAAAGAGAUAAAACCCAAACUGUUUUUGUUCCAGGCUGUAAACAUACUUAUUCCUGCUAAAAAGUUUUAACAUGGGGCUCUAUGGGAACAGACUCACUGUCAAAGACAGCCUCUAGUGGACCAUUUGGGAACUGCAGUUAUUGGGACUUCAGUACUGGCUUCACUUUUCAGCACUCGAGUUGGGUGUGCGAAAGUAACCGUAUUUGGAUAAGAGGAUGGAGCUGACAAGGAGCGAGAGGGUUAGCAACUUGCAGAUUGUAGAUACCAAUGUAGGAAUUUUACAAAGGUUGGACCCUACUCUAACCGGAAUAUAUGCUUCAGAGAGUACUUAAACACAACCAAAACUCUGAACAUGACUUUUCCUGUCAGAUGUUUGAAUUACCUGUCAGUUCCAGGUAUCCUCGGUCUAAAUCCUCUCCUCCUCUCUAGUCUCUGUGACUCUAAAUGGACCAUCAUUUGUUGUAUGAACAUCAUGCUGAAUGAAAGAAGACUGAAAACUACAGACCGAACUCAUCAGGUGAAUGUUGACUGAGGGAAUAGACGGACGAUUUUCUCAUUGACUUUUAUACAAUCAGUUGCCCCUUGCUGGAGCUCAGAGAGACUGCAGACUGAACGGUCAGACUUCCUCCUGUAUCCAGUCUAUGUUCAGAUUCCAAUGCUUGUUGGUUAGGGGGCUCAGUGACAGGAUGAUGGGCUGCUCUCUUUCACAGGUGGGAACACGUUUGUUCACAGGUGUAACAUACAGGUAUUAUCAAUGUGUACAAAGUGUUUCCUUUCAGAGUAAAAGAACAAUGUUGCCUGACAUGCUGUUGCGUUGCAUAUUGCGUUGUAUAUGUGCUGUAUUUCUCUAUGUUUUGGCAUGUACACAUGGCAGACAGGAGGGUGUGUGUGUUUCAGGGUUCCCACACCUGCUUUUUAAUACAGACAGCUUUGUACCAAAACCUCCGACUGCACUGAAACACACACAGACUUUCAACACAGUAAGCUUAAUCUCAGCAGCUACUUUUCCAGUUCAUCCUCAGAUGUUUAUUCCAUGUAUUUUUCCUACACCUCAGCAGGACUGUCAGUGGGAACCCUGCUCAUCUGCCAAACAUCCUCACAGCCAUCACAGACACACAUGCUCCAGCUACACAACCAUAGAUGUCUAACACACAGACACAGACACGCACUGAUGUCACAGCUGUGAUGUUUCUAGUUUCUGCUUCUGUGAAUACAUUCAGUUUGAGUAUUUCCUGCUUCUUCUUCUUCUCUUCUACUUCUUCUUCUCUUCUUCUUUUUCUUCUCGCUGUAAGAAGCCAAAGUAGGAACUCUGUUUGCUUGCAGGCAGUUUCUGCCACAAACCGUUUUAUAUUUUAAAUGUUAUUACAACCAGUGAUUGUACUGUUCUGUAUCGUUCUGUAGGACAAGUGUUAUGUAUGCAUAUUUUAAAUAAAGCAUUCAGGGGUUGAAAAUCUCCUUUACAUUUAAAUACUCGUCAUUUAAACAGGUGGCUGUCCCUGUUCUCAUUUUCACAGUUUUUAUUUCCUUUAUUUGGUUUGAGAGGUUUUUGUCCUCUCAUCUACUCC
This is a messenger RNA of Xyrichtys novacula (pearly razorfish), 23069 nucleotides long. NCBI's taxonomy places the organism in Eukaryota, Metazoa, Chordata, Actinopteri, Labriformes, Labridae. The record is from the annotation of a GenBank genome assembly.